Messenger RNA from Entelurus aequoreus (snake pipefish), 3812 nucleotides. It is a transcript of the gene ccdc66, whose product is annotated as coiled-coil domain containing 66. The coding region runs from base 200 to 2908 and encodes 902 amino acids. Gene Ontology annotation, cellular component: cilium; microtubule. The record is from RefSeq and is a predicted model, not a curated record. Gene Ontology annotation, molecular function: microtubule binding. Lineage: Eukaryota; Metazoa; Chordata; Actinopteri; Syngnathiformes; Syngnathidae. Gene Ontology annotation, biological process: cilium assembly. The transcript is spliced from 26 exons.
AGCCAAUCAGCGAAGGGGGUUUUAAUCGUUGCCAGUGACCAAUGUAUACAAUUUAGCAACCAGGAACUGUCGGGGUCACGACGUAAAGUAUUUCAGAAAAAAUGCUUUCUAUCCGUGCACACAGACACCAAACACGAAAUUCGAGCCGGAUUCAUGUCGAGUAAUCAUACAACCCCGGUGGUUAUCGUCAUAUGUCGUCAUGUAUCUCGGGGACGGGAUGCUGUUCGUACUAGACAAAGGAAAACCCAGGUUGGUUGUGCUCAGUCAAGAUGUUGAGAGGAAUCCAGGAAAGCAACCCUUAAGGCCCCGCGUGGGCAGCAUCCUGGGCUCCAGACAGCCGCCCUGCACGGUCAAGGAGACGCCCUCACGUCCUACCAGGCAGCGCACGGUCCAGCCCACUGCGGGUGUUAAGAACAAGAUCGGAGAAGGAGCUUCCACCGUUAAGUCCAGUGCAGCAGUUGAGCGAGGGCGAGCCGGUCAGACAGCACGGGAGCCUAACACAGCAGGGGGCGGAGCCAAAGCUUCACCAAAGGUGAAGUCAGACAGGCACAAAUGCAGCUCGUCCACAGGACCCCUGACAGCCAGCGGUACCACCUGGAGGACGCAAGGCGGCUUUAAGGCAGGACCGAAGCACUCGCAGGCUGCUGACGACGAAAGACCGAGAGACGCCGUGGCGUGUCUGAACAACAACAAGCAUGCGCGACUGAACGGCAUCCAAACCUCCAGCCACGACCAACACACUGAAGAGGAGCACAAGGUCCUCGGCCGUGACGGACGUCAAGGAGGACAAGAGAUAGGCGAGGACAGAGUAGGACAGGAUGGAACAAAGGGAGAAGAUGCAACUUUAAUAUCACCACCAUGUGACAACAGGUCCAACGGAGUUCUGUUCAGCGAGCUGGAGAAGCCCGAGGUCCACACCAAAGCAUCUGUGGAAGCAAAGAAGACUCAGAGGAGGCACGGACCAAAUGAACAGGUGGCCCUGACGCAGCAGCAACCUUUGACCUCAGUCAGGCUGCAGUCGAAGGAGAACAUAGGAAGUGUUGAGAUGGUUGGUCGCCACAGAGAGCAGCCUUUAGCCAUCAGGUCCAGCCUCCAACUCGGGGCGGUGACUCCCAUGGAGGAUGGCCUGAUGGUUGAGAGGAGAGAAGAGCAGAGGAAGCGCUGGCUGGAGGAGCUGGACCAACAGAGGGAGGAGACCAGCCAGCGCAAGAGACAAGAGAAGCUGCUGCGAAAUCAGAAUGAAGAUCACAACCUCUGGGAAGCACACUUUGACUCAAUGCAGAGCAAACCCUCUACAGCCACGCCCCCUGCCCCCAUCGGUGUUUCCAAGCAAAGGGAAAAGGAGCCCUCGUCCAGCUUGUCUUCGGCGGGGGACGCCUCAAGCAGCUGCGGUGCACACAAUGUAGGCCGAGUCAGUGUGGACCCCAGUAGCAAGAUCCCGACCAAAAGCAGCUAUCUGAGGAGCAUGACGGCCCUGCUGGACCCAGUCCAGAUAGAGGAGAGGGAGAAGAAGAGGCUCAAACAGCUGGAGCAGCAAAAAGCAAUAGAGGCCCAGCUGGAGGAGCGUCGCCAGCAGAGAGCGCUAGAGGAGGGCAGGAGGAAGGCUGAGGAGCAGCAGGACGAGAAGCGAGUGAUGACGGAGUGGAACAUGCUGCACACAAAGUAUCAGGAGGACACAAACCAGGAGCAGCAAAAGAAGCUUGGUGGUGAUGGAGUGAAGCUCAGUGUUUUUUCCCAAGAUGACAGAUUGGAGGAGAAGAAAGACAGAGCCGCACAGACAAACCAAGGCGGUGUGGACCCCAGUAGCAGAAUCCCUACCAAAAGCAGCUAUCUGAGGAGCAUGACGGCCCUGCUGGACCCAGUCCAGAUAGAGGAGAGGGAGAAGAAGAGGUUCAAACAGCUGGAGCAGCAAAAAGCAAUAGAGGCCCAGCUGGAGGAGCGUCGCCAGCAGAGAGCGCUAGAGGAGGGCAGGAGGAAGGCUGAGGAGCAGCAGGACGAGAAGCGAGUGAUGACGGAGUGGAACAUGCUGCACACAAAGUAUCAGGAGGACACAAACCAGGAGCAGCCAAAGAGGCACGAGGAAGGAGCGAAUGAGUCAUCGGCGCUCAGUGAUGGCAGAUUGGAGGAGAAGAAAGAAGCCGUUGUACGGACAGAAGCACCUUCUCCUCUCAGAGAAGACCGUGUUCACACUGCAUCAAACUGCAAGAAGCAAGGAGGCGGCGGCCAUGACAAAAUGCGUGUGCCCGAAGGAGGAGGCAAAGAUCCAUAUGAAGAUUUUGCUCAGACAGACAGGAAGAAGAAGGAGAAGAAGAGAAGGCCUCAGUGGAACACGCACAGGCCCAGCCAGCCUUUUGUUCCUGCCUCAGAGCGCUACCCGGUCCCGCUGCAAAGGAGCCGCCAGGAGAGUCGACUGCGGAGGCAGGAGGAGCUUCUCACUCAGCAGGAGAGGAACUGUCUGUCCAGGAAUGGGCCUCCUGCACCUCCUCCCCCUCACCAGCAGGGGACCCAUCCCUCUUCCAAGGCGUCCCAGUCUAAAAGCAGCAAAGUGAGCCAAGCGCAGUCCAGCAGUCGGAUCGUCUCCGCGGUGACCAGCACUGAGAAGGGGCGCUCCUCUCCCGCCACGCCGCACUCUCAGCCGCCUAUCCUCGACUUCAUCCCGUACGUUCGCACCGACGAAGUCAUCAACCCCGACCCGGCCGACGCACACGCUCCACACACGGGUCCUCCUCCGUCCGACGCUUCCCACGGAGACCACCGAAAAACACAGCGACAGCAGGAGAUCCUGAGGGGACUGGCUCAGCUGCGCCAGGGUUUGCUCCAGAAGCAGAGGGAGUUGGAGACGGACUUGAGGCGCCAUGACGACCAGCACCUGUUGCCCUCGACGACACAGCGACAAGAUGAACACUAGUUGGCUCCCACUGAAGACAACACAUCAAGGAGUGUGUUGUGUGCCCAACUUGUCACUUAUUAUUUAGUGCACUCUCAGCUUAAUUAUACACCAAGAAAGCGUAUGGUCUUUUCCUGCCUUUUAUUCCCGCUCUUACCGUAUUUUCCGCACUAUAAGGCGCACCGGAUUAUAAGGCGCACCUUCAAUGAAUGGCCUAUUUUAAAACUUUGUUCAUAUAUAAGGCGCACCGCAUUAUAAGGCGCAUAGAAUAGACACUACAGUAGAGGCUGGGGUUACGUUAUGCAUCCCGUAGUUGCGAGACCUGUUGUGGCUCAAUAUUGGUCCAUAUAUAAGGCGCACCGGAUUAUAAGGCGCACUGUCAGCUUUUGAGAAAAUUGGAGGUUUUUAGGUGCGCCUUAUAGUGCGGAAAAUACGGUACUUCUUCCGCUUCCCAGUGUCCAACACACAACACAUUGUCCUGUGACCCGAGUAACUAAUACACGACAUAGUGUACACAAGUUUUAAUUGGCCCAUCAUUUUAGCUGCAUAUUUAAAUGUUAUAAUGAAUUCAUCAUUGGAAAUAAAAUGUUCUUUGACGCCUACAAUGCAAUGCUAAUAUUUAGCAGAUAGCUUAGCGUGCCAAGGCCGGGACUAGGUGAAAAUUUGCCAAUGAUACUCGAACUUGCUUUAUAAAUAAUAUAUUUUUAUUUAAAUAAAGCAUUUUUUCUCCUCUGUUGACAGCAGUGUUGGCGCUAGGAAUUUUCAUAAAUGGGGUCCCAGGGACCCCAUCAAGUCAUAAAAAUGGGGUCCCACAGUAAAUUUUUGGGGCCCCACUUUUUUGUAAGUGUUUUGAAAAAAAAAAAGAUAAACGUAUGCUGUUAUAUCUCACAUUCUAUAUUGUGUUUUGGAAAAAGGUUGUCAUAAA